This is a messenger RNA of Mugil cephalus (flathead mullet), 1623 nucleotides long. Its product is annotated as calsequestrin-2-like. NCBI's taxonomy places the organism in Eukaryota, Metazoa, Chordata, Actinopteri, Mugiliformes, Mugilidae. The coding region runs from base 154 to 1383 and encodes 409 amino acids. The transcript has 11 exons. Gene Ontology annotation, biological process: regulation of cardiac muscle contraction by regulation of the release of sequestered calcium ion. Gene Ontology annotation, cellular component: sarcoplasmic reticulum lumen. The record is from RefSeq and is a predicted model, not a curated record. Gene Ontology annotation, molecular function: calcium ion binding.
AGAGAGGAGGAGACAGAAGACAGGUGGAUGGGGAGAGCCAUCAAAGUAGAGCAACAGAAAGAGGCAGAGCUGAGUGUAGUGAUGAAAUAUUAGUGCGACCGUUGCUUAUUUUCUGAAUAUCCUUCCAGUUUCCAAGUUUGUUCUCGUUCAGAAAUGCAGCACGCGUGGCUCUGCCUCCUCUCCGGCCUGUGCCUCCCCCUGGUUUUCCUGUGCGGCGCGGAGGAAGGUCUCGAGUUCCCCAAUUUUGACGGCAAGGACAGGGUGCUGGACAUCAGCGAACGCAACUACAAGAAGGCUCUGAAGAGGUACGACCUGCUCUGCCUGUUCUACCACGAGCCCGUGCCGGCGAACAAGGGCCUGCAGAAGAGGUUCCAGAUGACGGAGCUGGUGCUGGAGCUCACAGCUCAAGUCCUGGAGAACAAGGACAUCGGUUUUGGGAUGGUCGACUCCCACAAGGACGCCAAAGUAGCCAAAAAACUUGGUCUGGAGGAGGUGGGAAGCUUGUACGUCUUCAAGGACGACCGCGUCAUCGAGUUUGACGGGGAGCUGUCGUCGGACACGCUGGUGGAGUUCCUGUUGGAUGUGCUGGAGGACCCGGUAGAAAUGAUCAAUACCCCCAUGGAGCUACGAGCCUUUGAGAGGAUGGAGGAGGAUAUCCGCCUCAUUGGUUACUUCAAAGGAGAGGAUUCAUACUACAAAGCUUUUCAAGAGGCGUCGGAGCGGUUUCAACCUUACAUCAAGUUCUUUGCCACCUUUGAUAAAUCUGUAGCCAAACAUCUCUCUCUCAAGAUGAAUGAGGUGAAUUUCUACGAGCCGUUCAUGGAGGAGCCGGCCAUCCUUCCUGGAAGACCUCUGUCAGAGAUGGACAUUGUUGAAUUUGUGAACCAGCACCGAAGGGCUACUUUGAGGAAGCUUCGUGCAGAGAAUAUGUUUGAGACCUGGGAGGAUGACAUGGACGGAAUACAUAUUGUGGCCUUUGCUGAAGAGGAAGAUCCAGAUGGCUACGAGUUCCUGGAAAUACUGAAAGACGUGGCCAGAGACAACACCAACAACCCAGAGCUCAGCAUCGUCUGGAUCGACCCCGAUGACUUCCCAUUGCUGACAACCUACUGGGAAAUAACAUUUAAGCUUGACCUGUUCAGACCUCAGAUUGGUGUGGUCAACGUCACAGAUGCCGACAGCGUUUGGCUGGACAUGUCCAACGACGAGGACCUGCCCACGGCCGAGGAGCUGGAGGACUGGAUAGAGGACGUCCUGUCGGGGAGGGUCAACACCGAGGACGACGACGAGUCCUCCGACGACCGUGAGAACCGCGACAGCUACGUCACGGAAGACAGCGACGAAAGCCACGACCCAGACGAGGAAGAUGACGGCGAUGACUAAACUGAAUGUUGGUGUCCUGACAAUCAGAAACUAGCUUUGAAUAAAACAAUUAGAAGAAAGUGUAAGGCAUUCAAAAUGUAGUUUUAAGAUAGAUAAAAGAGAUGUUAAAGAGGCCAAGGACCCCCAAACUGAUGGAGAGAUUAAGUAGGGACCCCCUACCUACUAUACGUGUUCUAUAUUAAACUAGUGCUAUUUAUAAAUACACAUCAUUAUUAUCAUUUUGCAUUCAAUGUUAAGCUA